Messenger RNA from Pelagomonas calceolata, 924 nucleotides. The record is from the annotation of a GenBank genome assembly. NCBI's taxonomy places the organism in Eukaryota, Pelagophyceae, Pelagomonadales, Pelagomonadaceae.
AUGGAUGCCAUAUUUGGAAGCAGCCAUCAGCAGCCCAAGCCUGGUGCUGAGGCUGCCGCAGGGGACGAGCAGGACGUUCCCGCUUCAGAGUACGCGCGGCUGGAACGGUUCGUCGUCGCAUGGCUCGUGGGCAACAAUGCUAUAUUCACGCUCGCCGCUCUGAGUAAAGGGAGCCUUCGCACUCACGCUUCGCAUUUGGAGAUUAUGGUUUUUUCGAUUAGCAUGAGUCUGUGCUUGUUAUAUGCCUUCGGCACGAUGAACUCGUCGGCCGUCGGUAGGCGUGCGAUCCUUAUCUGGUUCAUCUUCUGGCUGUAUCAGGGCGUAUUUUCGGUUGUUUAUUCGUUGUCGGAUGGAAAUACUAUCCUCGCAACAUUCAUGUAUUUCUUGUGGAACGUGUUUGUCGCCGCCACAUUCGCUUGGCUCAUAGCAGUCAUUCGCUCGGAGCUGCGCGCGCUCGGCUCGCUGGAUACCGUGACGACCCGGAUCACGGGGAGGCUUACCGAAAUCAUAGGCCUGCAGGCCGCGCUGUCGCUCAUCGCAGUCUCGCAGGGGAUCGGACCGGAUGAAUUUUUCCGACUCGCCGCGACUUAUCUUUUUCAGCUUUCGCUGAUCAUGGCAUGGCUGUUCUCACUGGGAGUCUUCGACGUCGGAGGAAUAGAUCCUCACCUCGCGGUGACCAAACUCAGUCUUAGCCUUGUGGAGGGGGCUGCGUUAUUUUUUACGGGUGUACUCGUGCUCGCAGGGUUCGGCGCCUACUUCCUCUCUGAGCGGUCUCAACCGGAUCGCAGGGCAAUCGUGCGCCUAUUCUACAUUACCACCGUCUCGAUCACUGGGGCCUAUUGCUGCACCGCACGCGUCGUCUGGGUCGCGCGCCGCCGGAGGCGGUCCAAGGUCAGCGACUCGGACCCGGAACCGCCGGCGUAA